AACGAGUGUGGGAUUAGCAGCACGGCUGAGGAACGUAGAUGAGACAUUAGUGAGAGGAGCCCUAUGCAGGAGGCUGUGGGCAAGAACUUCCAGUGAGAUCGGUUGCUUGCGUCCCCUUGGCUCAACAACACAACAUUUCGGCAAUGAAAAAAACAGUCCUUGCCUUAUGCGAGUGUCUAAACCGUAAUACUAGAAGGUGAGUUGUAUAGUUGUGGACGAUUAAACACUUUCCUGGUGAUUUAAGAAAACUCAAAGAUCUCUGUGGUCAAAAUCGGCACGAGAAGGGUAACUUAAGACUGAGUUGGAGCAGCAGGGAGGAGAGGAGACAUCUGAAUAAAAGCAUUCUUUUGAAGUUUUGGUGCCAAAUUGAAAAUCACAAUGAUGGAGAAAAAGGACUUCCAAGCCGAGACAAAUGCUCUGGGUUUGAUUUCUGAUCACGUAGAAUGUAAUACAAAUGAAACGAGUGAUGUGCCAUUAACUGACAUGUCUGGAGACAUCAUUCUUCCAUCAAAAAACCAUGGUCUCUCAGACGUAACAACGUGCAGAGUUGAUGCUGAAGAAUCUGAAAACACCCCGAAAGGGGUAGGGAAAGCCAUAAGGAAAAAUGCGAGCGCGGAUAGCACCCCCACACACGAGGCUACACCUGAGGAAGCAAUCACCGACGAGCCUCGCUUGUCAACCAUUGAGUUGGACGCGCGAGCGAACAAAGACUUCAAAAAAUGCAAACACGACGCAACGGAGCGCGGCUUGCAGGGAACGACGCGGAGCCCUUCGACGAACGCCAGCGACGCCGCGAAAGGCGACACGACGAGAAGGAAAAGCGGCCGCGACGCCAAGGAGCCGGGUCGCACCAGGGUGCCGAACUACGGCGUCGUCGGCGACCUCACCGGCCUCUGGCAGAAGCGCUCGCGCGACCACGUCGACGAGCAGCGGCUGAACCCGUUCAGCGGGGACUUCGACUUCGAGCACGCCAUGGCGGUGCGGGCGCGCAAGGGCGAGCAGGGCUACGGCCGCCCGCUGGACGGCACGGCCACGGCGGAGCGGGGCCGGCGGGCCCAGCGCCACGUGCUGCGCGAGGUGGACGAGAUGGUGCUCAUCAUCGGCGAAGUGGGCGUUCGCGGCGAAGACGGGCGCGCGCGCGUCACCUUCGGGCGCCUCUUCGAGCGCUACGUGCGCGUCUCGGACAAGGUGGUCGGCAUUCUGCUGCGUGCUCGCAAGCACGGCCACGUGCACUUCGAGGGCGAGAUGCUGUGGCAGGGGCAGGACGACGGCGUCGUGAUCACGCUGCUCGCGUGACCGAGCUCGGGGUCGGGGUCCAACUGGAGUGCCCCCGGCUGAUGGGAGCGAGUCGUGGGUCGUCUGUGUGAAGCCGCCAAGCGAACACUGGGACGGGGCCGCGUGUUUUAUAUUCACUCUGUGUGUAUUUGGAAACAGUGCUUUGUAAAAUGAUCAGGCUGACAUUCGUGUUGCUUUUCAGCUCGCCUUGACAGUAAUCUUGAUUUAGUUCAUGGUUAAUUUAAUUAAGCUAAACAAUUUAUAUUUUACCAGGUAAGGCUCAACUGAGCUACAGAGCUCCUUUUCAGAAGUGACCUGGCCACACAUGAUAGCUUAACGAAGUGGCUUAUCACGUGAAAAUGUAUAGCAGCCAAAUACUCUAAACGCACGUUGACUCGAAAUGUGGAAGGAAAAACCGGAGGACCCGGAGAAAAAUCCAUGCGACCACGGGGAGAACAUGCACACUCCAAAUAUACAGGCUGUCAGGUCGGGAUCGAUCCCACAAACUCCUGCAUAACAGGCGAGGUAGUUAACAUCUUGCCACUGUGGCGCCCAAUUUACUGAAACUGCACAAAAUACCAUUAACUGUCAAUAGUUUUGAGUUUCAUGACCCCAGACAAUUCCACAACCGUCUCUUUACGUGGCUAAGAAUGAAUUGACAACGAAUGAAACUUUAUUGCCAUUGUAAUUAUUGUAAAUUACAUACAAUAAGUAUAACAAUAUUUAACAGUACAAUUUGUAUUCAUAUAGUGUAUAAAUGAAACUGCAUUUCAAAAUGUUGUACAUAAAUUUGGGCCGUGAUUGAAUGAAUGAGUGAACGAGUCAAUGAAUGAAUGAAUGAGUGAACGAGUCAAUGAAUGAAUGAGUGAACGAGUCAAUGAAUGAAUGAGCUAUGGCCCCACUCAGGCCUCGAUGGGACUAUAAGUGUCGUCUUCAAGGGAGACAGAAAGGAAUUCAGAGAGUUGUAUUUAUUUGUCUCUUCCUAAAUUAUUUAACCUCGAACAUCCCUCGAGGUCGAACAUCUCAUUACAAGGGUGCCCAGGGUGUCAUAUGACACACGCAUUGUAAACAAAUAAAGACGCGUAGGCAAACAUCUUAAAUGUAUAAAUUAUGCAGAAUGUAUUUAUACAAUGUUGCAUUCAUUUGUAGUUGUAUGUACUUCGUAAAGUGACAUACUGAAGAAAAGUUGAAUCCCCAUACAAUUUGGAAUGCCCCGUCACUGUAAGACAGGCUUCAUGGAGCCACACACAUGUUGGCAAUUAGCUCUGGAAUGUGCCACUCUUUCUUGUGGCGGUGUUAGUGAUUGCACUUCCUAUUUUGCAGUCUCCACCACAGGCAGAACCAAUAACAUCAAUCUACUUGCUCGUUCUGUGCUGGGAAAUUUUCAUAAUACGAACUACGUCUUUCAAAUUCUGUACUCUGAAGUCUGUCAGAAUUGCAGUGUAUUUUAAUGCUGUUUUACAGAGUUAAACUGACCUUACAAGGCUACGUGUCUCUUGUCAUUGACUGUAGUUUUUGUGUGUACAAUAAAUAUGACUGUUAUUUAAUUUGACUUUUAAAAUAGUUUUUAUCAGUGUUUUGAAAGUGCCCUUCAUAACAACUUGGCCACCACCCGUUGUGGUGGUUGGGUGGGUCAGGGAUCAGAUGGUAUCACCACUGAGUUAAUCUGUCCAAAUCCAGGCAGCUACUGGUAAUUAAA
Messenger RNA from Lethenteron reissneri (Far Eastern brook lamprey), 2974 nucleotides. Its product is annotated as actin-binding Rho-activating protein-like. Lineage: Eukaryota; Metazoa; Chordata; Hyperoartia; Petromyzontiformes; Petromyzontidae. The record is from RefSeq and is a predicted model, not a curated record. Gene Ontology annotation, biological process: positive regulation of Rho protein signal transduction; positive regulation of transcription by RNA polymerase II. Gene Ontology annotation, cellular component: sarcomere. Gene Ontology annotation, molecular function: actin binding.